AUGGCUGCAAUUGGUCAUGGCCUUGAGAUCAUCAACUUGAAGGAAGCCGUCUCUCAUAUUUGUGAGAGUAGACCAACCCCUUUCAAGGAUGGCAUGCUUGGGAAGUCAUGCUGGUUUGGUUUCAAGUCCCGACAUCUAGAGCUCAGCUCACAAAUAGUUGAAGGCCUCGACAAAGAUAGGGCACCAAGUCUGAGACCAAUAGUUGUGUCUACUUUCUAUGAAACUUUGUCAAAAGCCUAUGCCGCUAAUCCAUAUGGCCCUACUGAUAUAUGGAACUAUGAUGAAACUGGUGUUAUGGAUGGCAUAAAUGGGGCUAUGAGGGUGCUUGAGAGGAAAGGAAGCCAAAAAUCAUCUUAUAUACUUCUGAAGAGUCAUGAAUGGAUUACCAUUAUUUGUUGCAUUAAUGCUUCCGAGCAAAGCAUUCUAUGA
This is a messenger RNA of Cryptomeria japonica (Japanese cedar), 429 nucleotides long. RefSeq lists its product as uncharacterized. The coding region runs from base 1 to 429 and encodes 142 amino acids. NCBI's taxonomy places the organism in Eukaryota, Viridiplantae, Streptophyta, Pinopsida, Cupressales, Cupressaceae. The record is from RefSeq and is a predicted model, not a curated record. The transcript has a single exon.